Amphibalanus amphitrite is the source of this 2891-nucleotide messenger RNA. RefSeq names its product lymphocyte antigen 75-like. The record is from RefSeq and is a predicted model, not a curated record. Gene Ontology annotation, molecular function: signaling receptor activity. Lineage: Eukaryota; Metazoa; Arthropoda; Thecostraca; Balanomorpha; Balanidae. Bases 275 to 2536 code for a protein of 753 amino acids. The transcript has a single exon.
CAAGGAAACCUCAGUACCUAUAAAACCCCUUUAAAUCAUAGAUCUUGAGCACCUGUAAAAUGGAAAUUUUGUAGUGAUCUGGUUUUUAAUUGAGCUGCUCCAUCCGCGACACGUCUUUGAUAGCUUGAGUCGCCAGCACCAGUAAAUUUCGCAUUCCUCGUGUUAUGUUUCGAUCUUCAAAGACCAGUCUUUAUUAAAAGCCACUUUAUGUUAUAAAAGUAUGAGAUAAGGUUUUUCACUUCAUUGUUUCUUUGACAAGCAUCACUGAAAAGCUAUGAAGGUAUUUGCUACACAUGCUCUGCUGGCGGCUCUGUUGAGUUUCGCUCAGGCCGAAUGCCCUGGAAGUCCGUGGAAGGAGUGGAACGGUCACUGUUACAUGAUGACUCAAAAUCAGUUGAAUUGGCAUGACGCAAGGGCCCGCUGCAAGUCUGUCUCGCCAUAUGCCGACGUGGUCAGUAUUCACAGCAAGGCUGAGAACGACUUCCUUCGGAGUCGAGUAGUGGGCAGCCGGCGAGUCUGGGUUGGUAUGCGGUCACACGGACAAAGUCAGCGGUGGGUGGACGGCACACCGGUCCAUUUCACUAAUUUCUUGCCCGGUGUGUCGCCGGCCGAUCGUACCAGCGAUGUCGUACAGCUGCUGGGGAACAACGGCUACUGGAAACCGUCCUCCUCAUACAAAGGCACCAGGCUGCACGCGGUGUGCAAGAUGGCCUCGUGCAAGUGUCGUGAGGGCUGGACACGAUGGGGCGACGCGUGCUAUCUGGCAAAGAAGGAGAUGUUCAUCGACUGGCUGAGUGCGCGAGAGCAAUGUCAGCAGAUGGAGCCCACCUCAGACCUAGCCACUAUCACCUCUGCGGCCGAGAACAGGAUCGUCUUCCGACUGGCCGGGGGCAAGGACCGCAUCUGGAUCGGCCUCAACGAUCGGGUCUGCGAGGGUAAGUUCCAUUGGAACAAUCGCUCCGACGGAGUGGAGUACACCAACUGGUUCAGACAUUCUUCGCAACGUAAUUCACAUGCCAAAGACUGCGCCUACAUGACCCGAGGCGGAAAAUGGAUCGCCUCUUCUUGCCGUCAACUCGGCUUUUAUUACGUUUGUAAGCAGUUGCUGUGCGGCCGUUCCUCGGAGCCAAGUCCGACGCGACGCGGCUCCGACCGUGUCUGGAGGCCCGAGGACAGUGUGCGCUGUCCGCCCGGCUGGAGUCGCAGCUCGUCUUCGGCCGUGGACUCGGCUCUCCGGCCGUCUUGCUUCAGCCGGCCCACGGCGGUCGAUACGUUCGCCGGGGUGCAGAGCCGGUGCCGCGCGCAGCACCCGGACGCCGACGUCGCCGUCAUCCGCUCGCUGGAGGACAACGACCGGGCCUUCCUGUCGGCCGGCGCGCUGCCCAUGUUCAUCGCCAGCGACGACCAGUUUGACAUGCAGGAAGAGUCGUCCUCGGCCGGCGUCGGCUGCGUCUCGCUGGAGCCGACCGGUCUCUGGAGCUCCGGUCGGUGCGCCGCCGGCCGCCUGCCGGGCCUCUGCCAGAUGCCCGCCUGCAUCCCGCGCUGUCCCAACGGCUGGCACCUCUUUCAGGGACAGUGCUAUUACGUCGAGGAAAGGAAUUUGGAUGCAGCCUCCGCAGAAGCCGCAUGUCAAAGAGCUGGCAGCAAGUUAGCUAGUAUCCAUAGCCAGGAAGAGAACGAUUUCAUCGAGCAUCUGGCGUAUGCGAGAAGGCGUAACGAACCGAAACGCAAUGCCUGGAUGUGGAUAGGUGCCAGACGGGAGACUCGCGGAGCCGACUGGGUGUGGUCCGACUGCAGCGACUGGAACUUCUGGCACUGGGAUGUCACUGAUGGCCCAAAACCCGCUAAGGACAAAAAUGUAUGUCGGCGGCGGUACCAUCCAGAGUACCAUCAUUAUGCUGCGAUGUUUUCUGACGGCCGCUGGUACGUUAAGUGCCAUCCUAAAGCUUGGUCUGUGUGCAAGCUGGACCCGUGUCGAAAGCAGUUCGGUUGGCUUGCUGGUGGGCCCUGGUGCCCCGGUGAAGAGCCACCACCGACUAUCCCAACCACAAGCACCACCACAACCACCACCACUACCACACCAACAACCACAUCCACGAGCAGACCCGCGGUGGAACCGGCCUGUCCGCAGGACGGGCGUCAGUGGACGGUCGAGGGCCACAUUUGCCUGACGACCAUGCUCGCCAGACCGGCCAGGCACAGCGACGCGUUUCUCGAUUGUCGCUCGGACGAGGCAGAUCACUUUGAGCUGACGCUGCCGACGCUGCGCACGCCAGCCGAACGGGAGAGACUGCUGCGGCUGGCCGCCGGCGCCGAUACCUGGCUGGGGCUGUCGCGCUUCGGGGAUGGUGAGAACCAUGACUGGUUCUGGGACGACGACUUUGCCCAUGCCAUCACGCCAAACUGGGAGAAGCCGCCACCUUUUAUCUCUCAUAACGUGUGGUGCGGUGCCAUGGACGGCAGUACGGGAGGACUGAUAGCGCGUCACUGCCUCUCCAAGCUGCCGUAUCUUUGCCAAGCUCACGAGCGCCACUGAGACCAGCACAUUCGCAGUGUUACUGCACCUCCACAAACAACGCCGCUCAAGUCGCCCGAUGUUGUUGCUAACUUCUCAUUUCCCCCAUAAUUCAACCGAAUUUGAGCAGUUUGAUCCAGCCAUCGCAGCGUACCGACAUACGUAGUAUAAUUUUCCAGCCCGAUCAGAAACGACAUUAUAAAGUUGCAUCGUUGAAUUCACUUGCCUAUGUUUUGAAUUAAGCCUUCGAAGCCUUUGGAAUAUUGUCACUGGGUGUGAAGAUCAAGUGCAGUUUGGAUACCAUGAUUAUCCUCCUUUGCAAUGCGAUGUUUUCUCCUCAUUUCUGACAGCAAUAAAUUGAAAUACAUUCCUUAUA